Girardinichthys multiradiatus is the source of this 4291-nucleotide messenger RNA. Its product is annotated as caspase recruitment domain-containing protein 8-like. Gene Ontology annotation, biological process: regulation of apoptotic process. The coding region runs from base 715 to 2634 and encodes 639 amino acids. The record is from RefSeq and is a predicted model, not a curated record. The transcript has 2 exons. Lineage: Eukaryota; Metazoa; Chordata; Actinopteri; Cyprinodontiformes; Goodeidae.
CGAGACUGCAGAGACCUGUUGCCCGAAAUCAGCCUGCCUGGGCGGCCACAAAGAGGAGGCUGACGCCGCUGAAUCCGCGGAGCGCAAAUAUUCAACCUAAGGUUGGAAUGGGCGGUGGGACAAAAUAUGGAGCCUGUAUUCAAUAAAAUGUCGGGUUAAAUAUGAAACCAUUAUGGUGCAGAACAGAGAACCAGCCCAUAAUCCAGAGGGAACCAGUUUUUCGAGAGAAAACAGGAAGACAGACGCUGAGUGGUUCCUUUCAGUCAGCCCUGUGAAGACUAAUAACCGAUCAGCUCGUUUAAAGUUGUCUUAAUCCUAAACGUUUCUUAAUUUCAUCACAAAUCCAGCGGGGAAUCUGAAAAAAUGCUGGAAGUCCGAAACAAACCGCAGCUAGAUGACGAUGCCUCCCUCUAAACACGGAACCGAAGCAUCUGGAGCCGAACAUGUCCGACUCAGAGCUGGACGAACAUCUGGAACCAGUUGGAGGACCUGCGCUUAUAGGGCCCUUUCAUUAGGAACUCCUUGGAGACUGUUGGAAAACCAUUCCAGGAGAUGAACCUCAUGAAGCUCAUGGAGAAAACACCAAGAGUCUAAAGCAGUAAUCACAGGUCCAUUAGCAGGAGAAGAACAGAGGAGCCAGAAGGAAGAUGAAGGAGUCAUUUUAAAUGAAUUUUUUCGAAGAAACGUUAUUGGACUUAAGAAAAGAAAAGAGAAAUGGCCAAAAACAAAGACAAACCAGGAGAUGCAAACAGAUUCUCCUGGUUAUGUUGCUCCAAAACAGCAACAGAACCAGAAGAUCCUGGUGACGUGUAUUGUGCCCUGACUGUAACAUCUCCUACACCUUUUGAGACAUCUUCUAAAAACAAAACUCCACCGUUCUUACUGCCGCGAUUCUCAGUGCCUAGAACUGCAACGAAAAGAAGUAUUUCUGCUAGUAUCAGACUGGGCCACCAACUGGACUUUGUAGAAUAUCACCCUUUAGUUUCACAGACAGAUCUUCCACGGUCUAGACCUUCGUGGACAGAAGAUGUUUGGGAUGAAUCAUUUUACUCUACGCUUGGUGCCGGGAAAGUAGAAAAUAAGGAAGAUUCAGAUUUUUUUUUAAAACCAUCUGGCUGGCUUAUGAGAAGAGAAAAAGGUAGAACGUUCAAAAGAGAAAUAAGAGAAUUUGGGUCAAUAUCUUUUAGGAGGAGCUAUGAUGAGGUAACGCUAGAGGGCGACUGUGACAGAAUCUCUUAUUCCCCGUAUUAUAAACCAAUAGACAUCAGAUCUGCAUUGAGAAAACCAGGUUCUGGCCGAACUCUCCCAAGAGAAACGGAUCCACUGAUCAUCUCAGAAUACUCCUCACCUGCUGAAACUCAGUCUUCCAUACUUCAUGAACAGCUGGAAAACAGAGAGAAGAUUAAAACCCCAUCCUGUUUGUCUCAGAGCUGUCCCUCACAGAGUCAGGAACCUCCAGCAACCAUCAUCAACUUACGCCGAGCUCCAAGUUUACCCAACAUGAAGCUCCAAAGCAGCUUUGAGGAGUUUACUCCUAAUUUCACUGGUGAUGAAGAUGAUGAAACCUACUGGUUCCAGUGCUCCUCUCCAGGCCUGUACCGGUGCAGACUGAGCAGCCUGGUGUUUGACAUGAAGGGAGAAGGAGACGUGUUCUACAGGAUUGUUCCUUGGAGCAGAACAUUACUGAGCCAACAUGACAAGAAGCCUGCAGGACCUCUGUUUGACAUCAGAUGUCAGCAGCAGUCUGUGGUUCAGCUUCAUCUCCCACACUGUGAGAUCCGCUCCACAGGUGGAUGUCACUUCCUGUCAGUCGCUCAUGUUCAUGAUGAAGGCAUCGAGUUUAUCAGGCCUGAGAAGAUCACAGAAACUCACGUCAUCAUCAGCAUCACAGGGUUUUCUGCUUUUGGUAACGUCAAGGAUGAAGAUUCUCCCCCUGUUCCGAUCCGAGCCUUGGUUCUGCUGUUCUACAAGUCUCCAACUGAUCCGGAGUCUGAUCACCUGAUUAAUGUCCUGAUGCUGCCUAAAAACGUUGUUCUUAAAAAUGUUCUGCAUUUCAGGAAGAAAUUAGAUGAAGAUGAAAGAUUUCUAGAGACGCCUCCACACUGUAAACUGCAGCUGAAGCAGCUUUACACUCUGUCCACCUGUUCUGGAGAAGACUCGGUUCUGGUUCAGCCCACAGAAGCUGAGUUUGAUGCAGAGUCAUAUGACAACUACCUCCCAACGUUCCAGGUGGUUUAUGAGAAAAUGAUGAAACACAUCAAACUGUUUCUGAAGGACAGCAGCUCCAGCAGCGUCUGGGAGAGACGGGUUUGUCUUUCUGCUGCUAGAGUACAAAGAUCCUGUGGACCGACCCGACAGAAUCUCGGUCCGAAGGAGCAACUGGAGGAGAUAAGGAUCAGCUUCAUGGAUGGGAUAUCAGAACCAGUUCUGCAGAGUCUACUGGACAGACUGCUGAGGAAAAAGGUCCUCAUUGAUUCUGAGAGGGAGACAGUAGAGGGGGAGAAGACCAGAAGAGGCAAAGCUCGGGUUUUAGUCGACUCAGUCAGGAGAAAAGGUGACGCUGCAAGUUCAGAGAUGAUCCACUUUCUCUGUGAGCUCGACCCGUUUCUCUCUGAACAUCUGGGUCUGAUGUGAGGAAGAGUUACUAACAGAUUUUACUUCCAAUAUUAUAAAUCAAUGACCUUAUAUUUGCUUUAAUUUUCAUAUGUAAUUAUCAUGUUAGGAUCAGUUAUAAACAAGUUGUUUCUGUUAGUCUGCAAUAACGUUUUAAGUCAAGUUUGACAGAUUUUAUUUUUUUUAAAUAGAACAAACCUUAAGUUGUGAAUUUACCAUGGAGCGACUUUUAAUGAUUAGAUAUUAAGCAACUGACGUUUAGUAAAUCACUGUGACUCUUUGAGGUCAUACUCGUCGUCUUCCGCUUCAUCUGGGACCGGGUCGCGGAUGAAGCGGACUCUGUGAGAAGCUGUGACUCUUUGAGGUCUUAAAAUAAAUAUAAUUCAUCACACUGAGAAACGAGAAGGAUUAUUGUUAUUUGUGUGACUGGUUUCAUCUGAUUAUAACCUUUUACUGUGAAAUACUUCCAACAGCCAGCAGGGAGAGAUAUUUUCCCAUUAAUCUAAAAUCAACACGUUGAGGCUGGUUCUGUUUCAUCUUUACAGGAACUGCAGACAUGUAGAGCCUCAGUUUACUCAGCUCUGAUUUUAAAGAGGCUCUUUAGAUGUGCAGAUCUCACAGAGAUACAGUUGGAACCAGAUAUUUACAUACACUGCAAACUGACAAACGUUUAUCUCACUGUCUGACAUUAAAUCAGCUUCAGAUACUAAAUUCAAAAAACUGAGAAUUUUCUAUUUCUAUUAAAAGUUAUAAGUUUACAUACAUUUCCUUAAUAUUGACAGAAAGUCUGCAGUAAUAAGGAUGUUGUUCUGGUCUGUCAUCAUUGUUCCAUCAGCGAUGUUCAUGAGAUAUUGAUGAUGAGUAAACUUAUGAAUGAAGGUCAUGGAUACAAGCAGCUGACUUGCACUUCCUGGCAGCUCUGCCUUUGGAGCUCUGUCAACAGGGAGCCAGUUAGGCUUUGAGUAGGCCAUCUGCCACAGGAAUCAGCUGGUGUGGAUUAUCUGGUGAGGACACCACAUGCGGGACUCUUCCUCCUCCACACCCCAUGGGGCGAAUAUCCCAGAAAAGUCCCAAAAACAGACUUGUUUGUGUGAAUGUUAGUAUGUUAACCCAAACUUUCACAUUUUUCUAAACAGCUUUUUCCCCCAACUUACAGAAAUUAGAUUCUGUCACUUUUCACAAGAAUUAUCAUAAUUUAUUGAAUUCUUAGUGUCAACCUAUAGAUUUAGAGCUGUCUCUGUUUUUAUAAAAAAUAUUUCCAUUUGAAAUACAUUUUCACAGCUUCCAGGGCUACAGCAGCUAUCUGCAGGUUUGAUACAUUUUAUUUUUGCCUUUCGUGAUGACUGACUGUCACGGUUUUUCAUAUCUGCGUUCAUAAUUUAACUAAUUUCUUCAAUGUGCACAACUUUAGUACUGGUUCUCAUAUCAUUUUACUGACUGCACAAUUUAAAUACUCCAACACAACUGUUUCUUGUCGACAGACUGUUAUUUUUACAGCUUCUACAGUUCAGCUUAUGCAAAGUAACUACCUCUAUCUCACUUAUCACUUUGUCCUUUCUUUGUUUUGUCAUGUCUGAAACAGUUGAAAGUUUAUUGUAAUUGUUUUACUGUUGUCUAAAGUCCCCUUAUGUAUCCGAACUGUAGAGUUGAUUUUUGUAUAAAGUUUAACUGAAUUCAA